Temnothorax curvispinosus is the source of this 1530-nucleotide messenger RNA. RefSeq lists its product as uncharacterized. The transcript has 4 exons. The coding region runs from base 539 to 1282 and encodes 247 amino acids. The record is from RefSeq and is a predicted model, not a curated record. Lineage: Eukaryota; Metazoa; Arthropoda; Insecta; Hymenoptera; Formicidae.
AUUAGAUGCGAUAAGCCGCGUCUUAUCUUCAUAACAUCACAUACAAAUGAAUUUUAACACGCGUUAUCUCUUUCACAAAACUUAUAUAAUGUAAAUUAUCUAAAUCUAAUGAAUCUAAUCUAUUGUACGAUUACGUAGAAGUGAUAGAGAUUAAAUAGCACCAUUGCACGCGGACUCGGUAAUUUUUUAAGAUGUUGGUUACAGAAUUAAAGACGAAAUAUUCCGCAAUCUUUCAUUAUGAUCAAAUAAACUUAAUCAUUAGACUUUUCAAAGUUCAAACAGGACUACUAUUUAUUAUAGCGAUAUUGACUUGGUAUCUUUGAGAUCAAACAUUUUUAGACAUUGAUUAUUAAGUAGGAUUAAGCAGGAUGCUUAUCUUAAUUGUUCUCCCCUCCUUUCCUACCACCUCUCGAAGCUUGUUAAAAUGUUUUUUUUUAUCAUACCUUGUAUAUAAAAAGGCGUAAUUAAUGUAAUACUUAUCAGUUAGUCGAAUUCUCUUGUUAACAGAGCCACUCCCAGGUGACACCAAUACGCAAGCAUGCAACUGAUCGCCAUAGCGUUGUGCCUUUCGGCUGUACUUUGUACCGUCUAUGCCAUUCCACUAAAAGAUAAUUUGGAAAGACCAAGGUUAGAAGUAAGAAGCGCAAUACGGAACGUGGAGAGUACUUUACAGCGAGUCGAGCGUGUCCAUGCUGAUACUAAGGAGGACACCGUCGUGACAGUAAUUAGAAGAUUCUGGGAACAAAUGGAUAGUCACAGAGAUUACGUCGAUCAAAUACUCGAAUCGAUGCGCAGGGAAGUAAAUAACGCCAAGUUUAGAGGCGUAGACGCGAAAGACUGCUACGAUACUAAUCGUCAGGCCAUAAUCGAGCAUACCGACGUAGCAAACAAAGCUGCUGCAGAAUGUCAAGAAAAUGCUGAGAAAUCCAUUGAGAAUAGCCUUGGGUUUCUCGAGAGCUUCAUAUCGGUUGGAAAUAAUCUGAUAGAAGAAUUGAAUGAUCUCAUCAGGGACUGCCACAGCGACGAUACUAUGAAAGAGGAUAGCUGCAUCCUCAUUGAGUUCGCGAAAGUCAAUACCGACGUGAAGCAGUUUGAGGAGGACGUCAAACACAUCGAGAGCAGCGCAUUACCAGUGUCCAACUACGUCGUUCUAAAGGCCACCGAAUGUCUGGACGAGGCUUACUUGUUAGCGCGCUUCGAAAGUGAGGGCGCAAUGAUGUCUAAUUCCAGAUGUGUUCGAGAUGCCUUGGACAAAGAGGAUAGAUAUGAUUUGGUUGCUUAAGACAGGCGUUACUAACAGUGCAUUUGUCGAUUACGAUUUGUCGAUUACGUUUGAAAUAAUUAAUACUCGAGAGAAAACGAUACAUCUUGACAAUGAGUCAAAUCAAAACGAUCAAUUUGCCAAGGAUAUAUGUCGUUACGAUUAUGCGUAUCGAAGCAAAACUUUGCUUGUUAAUCGUACGCUCCUCUAAAUUGAGAGCUUUAUACGAUAUAUGUUUUAAAAGAUAUUUUUUAUGUAUCUGAUAUACU